CACAUGAAAUGUAAUAGCAGGAGGAAGUCACGCAUUCAGCAAAGCAGAUCAGAUCACAGCAGACGUUUAUACUGCUAUGACAUCAACAAGUUGAAGGCAGCAGAGAACCAGCAAAUUCAGAAGAUUUAAGAAUGCUGAUGAACCACACAAACCAAACAGAGGAAGACCUCUUCUCCUGCUACAGUCCAUCGGUCGUAGGUUACCGAUACUUUGCUGUGCUGUGGGGAUGUGCUGUGACCAUCAUCGGUACGUUAGGGAACCUGAUGACCAUUCUAAUCUUCACCUUAGACCCACGUCUGAGGACUCGCUUUAAUGCACUCAUCAUCAACCUGGCUGUAGCUGACCUCCUAUACUGCACCAUACUGCAGCCUAUCUUAGUUGACUCGUAUUUACACCUCAGGUGGCGCAGUGGUCAGCUCUGGUGCAGCAUCGUUGGACUGCUCCUUUUCCUCUCCAACUCUGUGUCCAUCAUCACCCUUUGCUUGGUAGCAUUGAGCAGAUAUCUCCUGGUUGCAAAAAGGGCCAUGUUUGACCGUAUCUUCUCCAACCAUGGUCUUAUUUUACUCCUGAUGUCAGUGUGGGCACUAGGUCUUGCCAGCGUUGGCCCACUCUGGCAUGUUUACGUGUUUGUGCCACAAGUGUGCACAUGCAGCUUCCAUCGGACCAGGGGUCGACCCUACACCACCAUCCUGCUUUUUGUCUACUUCUUUGUUGGUUUGGGCUGUGUUGGCGCAUUCUACCUCCUCAUUUACAGACAUGUCAUGAUUGCAUCGCAAGCUCUGGUCCACUACAGAUUCAGCCGAAGGUCAUCUAGAAGGAAUGCAGCGCCUUCAUCACAGGGGACUGAUGACAGUGGUGUAGAGACUGGUAUUGUCAACACAUGUAGCUGUGAACUGAGCAGCAAGCUGGAAAAAAACCCAAACCAGGAAGAGAUCACCUGUAAUAAGUGCUCCCAAUCUACACAGGCCUCAACUACUGCUUCAAAUCCACCCAUUGAUACCGUCUUGAUACCAGCUUCACCGACACCUGCUCCCCAAAUCGCAGCACCUUCGUACUCCACAGCCUCAAGUGGAGGAGAUAAGGACAUGAAGCGUGUAACUUCCAUGUGUUUAAUUGUUUUCCUGUGUUUUGUAUUCUGCUUUGUUCCAUUCCUGUUGAUCAACAUAGCCGACAAACACAACCGUGCUCCACAGUUACUUUACAUGUUCUGUACAAACCUAACCUGGCUCAACAGCUGUAUCAACCCAAUACUUUAUGCUGUCAUGAACAGACAGUUUCGCCAAGCCUAUUACAUACUGCUCACCAGGGCUGUUGCACAAUUUACCUGCCAGAGAUCCUGAUUUACUCCAACUUGCCAAGUGCUAAUUGUAAAACAUAAACCCAGACACCAGCGAUUUUAGGAUCCUCCUGCUAAACCACUAACUUCAAGAACAAUAAAUAUUUUCCUACAUGUAAAAAUGUUAUUCAUAACAUGAAGUCACACAUAUUUUACACUACAUAAUAGUUUUAAGGAGAUGAAAGUAGAAAUGAGCUGUUUUUGCAAAAGCUUUAAAUUGGUACAGGUAGUAUUAUUGUUAUUAUGAAAUUAUUAUUUGUACAUUAUUUUGUAAGCAGUUCAGCAUAACUCUUCUCAUUGUUGAGCCAUAUUUUAAUGCCAAUACCAUUAUACUAUUAUAUCAAUGUUUUGAAUGCAGGGCUUUUAAAUGUAACAUGCAUCUCAACCUUAUUUAUAAUAACUACUUUUACUAAAGUAAAUUAUCUUGACAUUUUUAGGAUGGAAGUAAGGGUCCUAAAAUAAGCUAAAUCUUAAUAUUUUCUCACUGAAAAUAACCUACCGUUUGCAUCUCUGGGUUUUUCUGCUAUUCGUGAGUAAGAAAAUCAAAUAUUUUCUUACGCAUCCUGACAGGAAUUAUCAUUUAGAAUUU
Labrus bergylta (ballan wrasse) is the source of this 1925-nucleotide messenger RNA. Its product is annotated as G-protein coupled receptor 84-like. Gene Ontology annotation, biological process: neuropeptide signaling pathway. NCBI's taxonomy places the organism in Eukaryota, Metazoa, Chordata, Actinopteri, Labriformes, Labridae. The record is from RefSeq and is a predicted model, not a curated record. Gene Ontology annotation, molecular function: urotensin II receptor activity. Gene Ontology annotation, cellular component: plasma membrane.